Staurois parvus is the source of this 249-nucleotide messenger RNA. The record is from the annotation of a GenBank genome assembly. NCBI's taxonomy places the organism in Eukaryota, Metazoa, Chordata, Amphibia, Anura, Ranidae.
GAGGUUUACAAGCACUUUAAAUAUCCAGUGCUGCCCAUAGCAGGGACGGACUGACCAUUUGGAAACUCGGGCCCCAUGAGAUGCCCCCGGUACCUUUUUUUUGAGUUUGGGCAAGGACACAGGGGCCCCAUGAUCCCUAUUGCCCGGGGGCCCCAUGAGUUGUCAGUCCGCCCCUGGCCCAUACUGGCAGUGCUGGUUGUCAGAAUACAAUAGCCACAGUAGGAAAUUUGUCCAUCCGUGUUGUUUAAU